UCAUUCAUUCAUUUUAGGCUUGCUUGCUUCUUGCUUGCUACGAGGAGUAAAUUGAGCUUGAGGCGCAGCGCUUCGAUAAAAUCAAUUUUAUUUAAUUUUCUAUGAAUUAAAUUUAUGUGUUACUAUUUCGAUUCUAUCGUAUUAUGAAGAAUGGAAUGUACACAUUUAUUAGAUAACGUCAAGGCAGAUAGUUUCAACGUUGAGGAUACGACGAUCACAAAGAACUUCAAUUGUUCAGAAUGUGCUGCCGAAGGACAAAACUGGUUGUGCCUGCAUUGUGGAGCGGUCAACUGUGGUCGCUAUGUCAACGGACAUGCAAAGCUUCAUGCAGAGACAUCAGACCAUCAGCUCUGUAUGAGCUGUGAUGUCUAUUCAGUUUACUGUUACAAAUGUGAUGACUAUGUAUCAAAUGAUUUGGAAUAUAAUCCGAUAGAUAAAAUAAGACAAAGUAUUAUGCAACUUAGAAGGCAACAUGAUGUAGAAAGUAAUGGUAAUUUGGAACAGAGUGAAGAUAACAGCAAGGAUGGCAGUGAAGGUGGCAACAGUAUGAUGUCUAGUACUUCUGUGUCUGACAAACCAGCAUCCCCAAGCGGGAGUGGGGAUGAUUCCAGGGCUGCGGAAGUUAUAUCCGCAGUCUCUUUUGGCGAUGAACCUAAUCUACCAGAAACAAGUGACAGUAAACCUGCUAAAAGUAUUAAGAAUGCUGAGGAGCCAGUGCGUAGUCUAAGGCCUCGUUCCCGCAAAAGAACUCACUCAGAUGACAGCAGCUCCACAGAGAACAGUACGACACAAACACCUAGAAAUAAGGAAAAGAAAUCGUCACCAUGCAAUGGAAAAACUCAACGAGAGAAGAAAGUAGUAGGAUUAAAAAAUUUAGGCAAUACUUGUUUUAUGAAUGCUGUACUCCAGAGUCUUAAUAAUAUACAGGAGUUCAGUUGCUAUUUUAGUCAGUUGCCGUCUUUGGAAAUGAAGACGAAUGGACGCAAAGUGUACCACUCUAGGAGUUACACACGACAGGAGAUGCACGAUGUUGUCAUGGCUGAGGAACUUAGGAAGGUGUUAAUAAAUUUGAACAGUGGUUGUGGUUCGAAAGGUGCGAUCUCCCCGGAAUGUCUGUUCCUUGUGAUCUGGAAGGUUGUGCCCAGGUUUAGGGGAUAUCAACAGCAAGAUGCGCAUGAGUUCCUUCGGUACAUGCUAGAUAGACUACACACGGAGCUGCAGCAGUUGUUGCCGGAGCGCACGGAGGCGGGGUUCGUGGCGCGGUCGCCCGCCGCCUCCAUCGUCACCGCGGUCUUCGGCGGCACGCUGCAGAGCGAAGUACGUUGUUUGGCGUGUGGCACGGAGAGCAAAAAGUUUGAUCCCUUCUUAGACCUUUCUUUAGAACUACCGGAGACUGGGCGACAUGACGCGCCUGUCGCAUUGGCUGACUGUCUCUCGAGUUUCGUACAGGUGGAGGAACUAGCAGACACGGAGCGUUACUUCUGUAGCAGUUGUAAGAGUAAACAGAAGUCAACCAAACAGUUCUGGAUACGUCGACUACCCAACGUGCUAUGUUUACACCUCAAGAGAUUCCGGUGGCACAACUACUUCAGGACUAAGGUGGACACGAGCAUUACAUUCCCGCUGCGCGCGCUGGACAUGUCCCGCUUCGUGCUCUCCAACGUGCCCGACACACGCCGCUCCGGCCUCGGGAACAAUCUCUACGAUCUCGCCGCAGUCAUCGUGCACCAUGGCUCUGGAGCCGGUUCGGGUCACUACACGGCCUUCGCGAUCAACGAGGAGCAAUGGUUUCACUUCAACGACCAGACAGUGCGCGCGGCGGACGCGGCCGCGGUGGCGGGCUGCAAGCCCUACAUACUGUUCUACAUACGACGCGAGCUCGCACUGCCGGCCUUACCCACCACGUGACCUCAAACUCCACUCUCUCCUCAAGUAGAGAACUGCACUGAAGCGGACUUCACUAAUUACCAAUAUGAUGCUUAGAAGACAAAUCUUGAAAGAGUAUGACGGAAAAGAUGUUUGCAGUGACUUAGUGGACGACGCUCCAGUGAUUAACCACCUAAAAAUUAUAUCUCAAGUCUCUAAGAAAAGAGUGUAGGUACUCCUUUUUUAAAACUCCUUUGGCGUUGCGGUAUGUAAGCAGCGCUGAUCGCUUACCGUCAUGUGGUCUGUCCUCGUUUGAUCCCAUUCCAUAAAAAAAAAAUACCGAAGAACUUAAUUUCAUAACAGUUCUAAAUGUUUCCUCUAAGCAACGUAGGUAAUUGAUGAUUCCCUUCUUUGGAGUUUUGGAUAACGAUACAAGGUCACAUGCGCCACCUUUGAUUUUGUGGAUGAGGGCUUCACAACGCAAAUAUUACGAUCAGUUGGUAGAGUGACACGUGAAGAUUUAGUGAGUAGUAUGUCCAAUCGUUUCCACAAGUGUAUGGUCUACUAUAGUAUAACAAAUGCAUAUCUAUGUGUGACAGAAGCCCUUGUAAUCAUCGCCUAAAACUUAAUACAUUAGUUACUUUUCUUUUCUCGCCUCUAGACAGGUCGACACGAGGAACAUAGGCCUUAUUGUAGCUGUAACUAGGUCAAUACAAACAAUGAAAUUAUUUAUUCACCUGUUAACAUACCGUGCUAAGAUAUAAAAUUGUGUGAUAGUGUAUUGCAGUGAUUUGAACGUUUCAUAUUCGAGUAUUUUGAAAUUUAAUCAUGUAUUAUAUUUACCCGUGAUUAUUUACUUAUUGAAUUUGAAAUUUUACCCUAUACAUUUUAAAGUCCAUAUUACGGCGGCAUUCCUGUAGUUUGAUUGAGCAGGUCUCAGUGUUUUGUAUGUUUGCUAUUAUUUACUAGAUAUGAAAUAUGUAAUUAUAAGCCUCGUUAAAUGAAAAUGGCCGUGACUUGCGUAAACUAACAUUACUAUUGAUGGUCACCUUUGUUGGAUAACAAAUAAAUGUGCUACGCUCGAUGCGACCUUUUUCAUUUCGGCCAUACUUUUUCUAAUAUUUCAUCAACUUUUGAAUAUAUAAAUGGUAAUAUGGCGCGUAAAAUUACAAGAAGCACUAUAUUUUGAUUCUAAUAGUGUUUCACCUUUUGCUGAACAGUUACAUCGAGUUUACUAAUGAAGUACUAUCCAUACAUGCUGCUUUUGCCCCUAAUUAAAUGAUGCUAUGACAUUAGCAAAGUAUCGAUGUAACAAAGUAUUUUGUAGCACUUUACUCCUAUAGUCGAUAAAUAUUACGUUAUAGAUAUAUUAAUAAAUACUCAUACAAAUUAAAUAGUCUAUGCAUUUGUUGAUGAAUCAUUAUUAAAUAGAUAUUUGAGCUUGACAUACGAGAUGUGUUAAGGCUAAGGUUAUAAAGAAACAGUAUGUAUUUUGUAUAAAAGCGUGAUCAUGUAUUGCUGAAGUUAGGACGGUUCUAGUGGAUGCCAUACUUACGAUGCAUUUCACUUUAUGAUAGUUUGAAACUGGAUUUCUUUAGUUAAGGCUCUGUUUGCAGUACUAAUUGUAUGAUACUUUACAUUCCUCAUUGCACACCCACGCCAUCUACAUUGAUAGAAGUAAACAAAUAGAAAACACUACAUAAGAUAAAAAAAUGUGAUGUUAUUGGUCAGUAUGAUAUGUAGAUGGGAUGGAUGUCAACACCCUAAUGGAUUGUGAGAUUUAUAAUUAUGACGAUUGACGUUCUAUUUUAAUAAAGCGUAAUGUGUUUUAGUAUGCUACUGAAGGCCCAAGUGUACUCCAUUUUGAAGAUAUUAAACUGUAUUGGAGUUAUUGGUUCAAGGUGUGUUCGGGUAGAUUCAAGAUUUUCAACAAGAUGACAAACAAAUAUUAUGUACGUAUUUGAAUUUUUAAACAACUAGAACUUAUAAUUCCGAUGCUGUUAAUUUAUUAAUCAUCAACUUUAUCAUCGGAGUUGACUUCGUAAUGGCGUCGAAAUGCUAAUUACUGCACUUGGGCUAACAGUUAUAAAAAAUUGUGCAAGAUUCUGAUCUUGAGAUGUAUCUCUGUUUAAUUUUGCUACUUAAAUAAAAACUGAAACUUUGUACGCUAUUAAAAUAGGAAAUUAUGCAUUACGAGACUAGAUGAUCGUUUUGUGUGUAAACCAUUGUGAUAGUAUAACAUGGUCUGUGUGUAUGUGUGUGCAUACAGAUACAAGCUGAAUUAUUUUUGUGUCGUGAACUCUCUUUUGCAAGUACCUUUAAUAGCAGGUUUAUUUUGUGUAAGUACUUCAAUUACUGGAAGUUGAUAGUGAUUGAAUUUAAUAAAUUCGCCAAUUAAAAA
Messenger RNA from Spodoptera frugiperda (fall armyworm), 4267 nucleotides. RefSeq names its product ubiquitin carboxyl-terminal hydrolase 3. The transcript is spliced from 10 exons. Gene Ontology annotation, molecular function: cysteine-type deubiquitinase activity; zinc ion binding. Gene Ontology annotation, biological process: protein deubiquitination. Lineage: Eukaryota; Metazoa; Arthropoda; Insecta; Lepidoptera; Noctuidae. Gene Ontology annotation, cellular component: cytoplasm. The record is from RefSeq and is a predicted model, not a curated record. The coding region runs from base 151 to 1908 and encodes 585 amino acids.